AUGAAUAUUUUCAUUGCAAAUCAUGUCCUAUUACUGUCUUGUGUACUCGCAGCUGUCGGUUGGGUCGUUUCAUUUGCCGGUCUGUGCGUAUCGGCGGCAGGCGCACUGACACAUGCGGUUUCUUGGUGGAUCACCGUCUACGAAUUGAGUCUCGUAAUCCUUGUUUGCACUGUUAUCUGGAGCAACGCCAUUGAAAUAUAUCGACCAGUGGUGCUUGCACUGAUCGCUAUCAGUGUUCCCUACGCAACAGGCGAAAUCGCACACUACAUCACAACAGGCCAACCUGCGCUAUCUGCUGCGUCUGCUGGAUAUAUCGUACUCGUCGUUGCCCAGUUUUCUUGGCUAUUUUUAUUCGGCGUGCGGCAUGAAUCGCUUAUUUUCCAAACACUACGAGUGCCCCACCCAUCGUAUUCUUAUACUACCAACCGAUCCAACGCCGCUAUGGCGUUCGGCACUGGCACAAGUACGCUAGAUAUGGCAAAGUCAAUCGCAGCAAGCACUUAUCCACCAGCGCCACCGCCAUUAACAUCUGGUGCUCCUGCACCAUACGAUUCACAUCCAACAGAACCAGCCGAUCAAACUGUGUUUGUAUCACCUCAUGCAGAGUACAACAUUCCCGUCAUCGCACUCCAUACAUAUGAAGCCAACCCUGAGGAUCCAAACGAGCUAAAAUUCUCCAAGGGCGAAACUCUCUACGUUCACGAGCAAAAAGGAAACUGGUGGCAAGCAAGAAAAGCUGAUGGCACUGCCUCAGGUGGCACCCAUACACCAUUAAAAAGAGACUGA
Molecule: messenger RNA, 786 nt
Organism: Zychaea mexicana
Lineage: Eukaryota; Fungi; Mucoromycota; Mucoromycetes; Mucorales; Lichtheimiaceae
Exons: 6
Coding region: 1-786 (261 amino acids)
Molecular function (GO): protein binding
Source: RefSeq, a predicted model, not a curated record